UCUCUGAAUCAUGUCAGCAUCCUCUGAGACGACUGCGGCUGCUGGGCCUUCUUCACCUUCUUCAGCAGUGACGACGAGCGCCACGACGUGACGACGAGCGCCACGACGUCCACCGCGCACAGGCAGCCACCCGUCGACGACAGCGGCACCUACUGCGUGACUCUGCCCGAGGACGUCCAGCUGAGCGGCAAGGCACAUGUCAAGCCAAGCGGCGGUCAGCAGGUUGCGCUCGUCCUCACCAGCCGGUCCCUCGAGUGGAUGCCCUUCGCCUCCUCCGACGCAGACACUCAUGGAUGCAUUCUGCUGUACGACGUGCUGCAAGUGCGCGUGCUGCCUGCCGGCGCGGUCAAAAAGCCAGCCAGCGUCAACAAGAGCCAGCCAGCCACCUACGCCAGCGUCAGGACUGCGAUGGAGGUCACGCUGCUGCCUCGCUCAAAGCCAAAGGACAAGACAAGCAAGCGCGUCAUGCGGCGCCAAGUCCUGUUCUUUGACAGGCAGGAGGAGGCGACCGAGUGGCGCGACGCUAUUCACUCGGUGAUGCAUGGCGAGCGUAUUGGCGUGGUGCCGGUUCCGCGAAGACUCCUCGUCGUUGUCAAUCCCGUGGGCGGCACAAAGAUUGCAGUGCCAACGUUCGAAAAGCAGGUUCGUCCACUGCUCGAACUGGCUGGGAUCUCAUUCCAGGUUAUUCUCACGACGCACCAAAAUCACGCAAUGGAAAUCGCCAGAGACCUCGCUUUGGACAAGUUUGACGCGAUCGUGACUGUCAGCGGCGAUGGCUUGUUGCACGAAAUGGUGAACGGCCUGUUUUCGCGGCCAGACUGGCCAGAGGCCGCCAAAUUGCCCGUCGGCAUCAUCCCUUGCGGAAGCGGCAAUGGACUUGCCAAAUCCCUCGAAAUCCGAGACAUCCCAUCCGCGACUCUUGCUGCCAUCAAGGGCCACACUCGUCCGCUCGACGUGAUGGCUUGCCACCAGCCGGGCAUUGGACUGCGCUAUGCCUUCUUGGGCAUCUACUGGGGCUUAAUUGCAGACGUUGAUAUCGAGUCUGAAAAGUACCGAUGGGCUGGAGCAGCUCGAUUCACCGCCGCCUUCAUUGGUCGCGUGCUGAGCAUGCGUCGCUAUGCUGGCAAAAUCACCUACUUGCCAGCAAACCCGCACGACGAGUUUGACCCUCACGCCGUGCUGACCAAUCCUCCUUCGGCGGCCAGCUCGGCAAACAAGACUUCUGACCGCCGACAAUCCGAGGCCGAUGCCGCGUUCAGUGCAACGGCGACGGCAGCGGCGCCGACUGCAGCCCACAUUGGGCCUCCGAUCAAGUUCUUGCACGCGGACGCCAACGGAUCGGCCCACCCCGUGCACGGCGAGGACUGGCGCGUGAUUGAGGGUGAAUUCGUCAUGGUUCUGGGGUUGAACGUGUCGUGGAUUGACCAGACCACGCACAUUGCACCCUACGCCCACCACCACGACGGUUUUAUCGAUCUCAUGUACAUUACGGCGCCGUGCUCCAAACUGAAGCUCCUCACCAUGUUUGCCGACAUUGAGAGUGGCAAGCACGUCGACAACGAGCUGGUCAAGUAUGUCAAGUGCCGCGCCUUCACGCUCGAGCCCAACGGCCGUGGCAUUGUGGAUGUCGACGGCGAGCAGGUCGCCACCGCCAACAUUGCCGUCGAGUGUCAUGGCGCGUUGUUGAAUGUGCUCUGUCCGCCCGACCUCGAUCGGCCGCAUCUCAAAAACUUUCCCGUCUACCACUCGCAGACUGGGCAUCUGCACCAAACCGUGCCUGCACUGCCAGCUCAAGCGUCGUCGUCGUCAUCGUCGUCGUCGUCUGGCCCUCGCGCGUGA
Messenger RNA from Capsaspora owczarzaki ATCC 30864, 1839 nucleotides. Its product is annotated as diacylglycerol kinase. Gene Ontology annotation, cellular component: cytoplasm; intracellular membrane-bounded organelle; membrane. Lineage: Eukaryota; Filasterea; Ministeriida; Capsasporidae. The record is from RefSeq and is a predicted model, not a curated record. The transcript is spliced from 5 exons. The annotation marks the transcript as partial. Gene Ontology annotation, molecular function: kinase activity. Gene Ontology annotation, biological process: sphingosine biosynthetic process.